AAAGCGCAGCGAUAUUUGCCAUUAUCGAUGUGAGUUUUACCAGGUAGCGUUGAUGUUUAUACAAUUUGCUGGCUGAAUUAUGGAUAUUGGGGAACUCUUGGCAUUUAAGCCCGAGCAGACACCAAAGCGACCGCAUGAGGACGACGAUGAUUUCGCGCUGCCGGAGCCGGCGAGUGAUAUUGGAAAACGGGGCGGCGGCAUCGAUGAAAAGUCAAAGCGAAUGCGUCGCAUUGCGGACGCCAAGGAAACGGCCAACUACAGAAAGUCACAUGACAGCAAUGCGACUGGAGCGGGAUCAGCCAAUGGCAGUGCAUUUGAGUUUGAUCCCGAGCUCACAGAGGAGGAGCGUCUAAAUAUCUUAAAGUAUGUUGAGAGCGAGGAAGCAGAGGGCGAUGUGCUGGACGAACAAGGUCUGAAGAAGCUAAUACUGGUGUUUGAGAAGCGCAAUCUCAAGAACCAAGAGAUGCGCAUCAAAUUCUCAGACAAUCCCGAGAAAUUCAUGGACUCCGAGCUGGACUUACACACAGUCAUUCAGGAACUAAAAGCUGUAGCCACAGUGCCAGAUUUAUACCCGCUGCUCGUGGAGCUGCAUGGCCUCCACAGUCUACUGGAGUUGCUAGCACAUCAAAACACAGAUAUCGCAGUUGCCGUCGUUGAUCUGCUCCAAGAGGUAACUGAUGUGGAUAUUCUGGGUGAAAGCAAUGAGGGUGCCGAGUCCUUGAUCGACGCGUUGCGCAAGGAACAAAUAUGUGCACUACUAGUGCAGAAUCUUGAGCGGCUCAACGAACAGGUAAAAGAGGAAGCCGAUGGUGUGCACAAUACGCUGGCGAUUGUCGAGAAUCUAACGGAGAUUGACGGGGAGUUUGUGCGCGAAGCAGCGAUACAAGGUCUGCUGGCCUGGAUACUAAAGCGUCUCAAAGGCAAAUCGCCCUUUGAUCCCAACAAACUGUAUUGCAGUGAAAUAUUGUCCAUCCUGAUACAGACAGAGAACGAUAAUCGUUUGUUGCUCGGAACACUGGAUGGCGUCGAUGUAUUACUGCAACAGUUGGCUGUCUACAAGCGUCACGAUCCCGCCAGUAAUGAGGAGCAAGAGUACAUGUCCAAUUUGUUCAAUUGCAUGUGCUCGGCGCUGAUGGCGCGCGAGAAUCGCGAUCGCUUCCUCAACGGCGAGGGAUUGCAGCUGAUGAAUCUGAUGCUCAGAGAAAAGAAGAUGUCACGCAAUGGUUCCCUCAAGGUGUUGGAUCAUGCCAUGGCCGGCCAGGAUGGACGUGAGAAUUGCAAUAAGUUCGUCGAGAUUCUGGGACUGCGCACCAUUUUUCCACUAUUCAUGAAGACGCCCAAGCGUAACAAGCAGCGAUUACUUUCAGUGGAUGAGCAUGAGGAGCAUGUCUGCUCGGUGAUUGCAUCGAUGUUGCGCAACUGCAAGGGCACGCAAAGGCAACGCAUGCUGACCAAGUUCACGGAGAACGAUCAUGAGAAAGUCGAUCGGCUGCUCGAGCUGCAUCUUAAGUACUUGGCCAAAGUGGAAGCCAUUGACAGAGAGAUUGAUCAGCAGCCAAAAGAUGCGGGCAUCGAUGAAGACGAGGAAGCGGAGAAUAAUUAUAUAAAACGCUUGACUGGCGGUCUGUUUACGCUGCAGCGCAUCGACUACAUCUUGCUGGAGGUCAGCGCCACCACAGAAACAGUCAAGCAGCGAGUGCUACAAAUUCUUAAUUUGCGCAGCGCAUCCAUGAAAACCAUCAGAAGCAUUAUGCGUGAGUACGCUGGAAAUCUGGGCGAUGGCGACACCGACUGGCGGGAACAGGAACAGACACAUAUUCUAUCUCUAGUCGAUCGUUUUUGAGGCAAUAACCCAACAACCCAACUUUCCCUACCACACGCAAAUAGAUAAAUAAAUUCGCACGUCCAUCAAAUUUGGAUUAUUUCAAACAGAACUUUAGUUUUAGUUUAUUGGUAAUUUUGGUCAGUUUCUAUGGAAAAGGGAUCGAGGAUCUAAGAUCCUAUUGGCGAAUUUGACGUACAUCUGGGGAAUUCAUGUUCUUGUAUAGAAAAUGCAUUUACUCUUUCUUUGAAUCAUCUUUGCAUUCUCUGGGGAAAAAAUAUUAAUUAUUGAAAUUUGAAACAGAAAUUGGAAUCGAUGCUAAAAAAUGUUUUUGUAAUAAAUACAAGAUAAAGAAGCUGAAAAGCAUUAAAAGCAAUUUCUACAGUUUGUUGAUGUUGUGGUUGAAUUUUUAAUUUAAAGCAAACUAACUUAAAAUAGCAUAAUACACUUUUCGUCUUACCACUUUUCAAGCAGUUUGCAUUUCAAUAAAUUAAAUGAGUUUUUGCAAUAAUCACGUUGACAUUAGACCAGUUUUUGUUUGUUUCAGUUUUGGACUUUUACUAGUUAUUAUUUUCGUGCUAAUAACAAUAAAUUUGUUUUUUACGCUUACAAUGUUUCACAGGUGCAAAAAACUCUCAACUCUUAGGAUUAUUCGAAAUUAUAAUAUUUAGUUAAUAUGUAACACACUCUGGUUUGACCAAAGACAAAAAAUAUACUACAAUCAUGGUGUUACUCCAUUCACAAAAAAGGUCAAUAAAA
Messenger RNA from Drosophila nasuta, 2581 nucleotides. Its product is annotated as beta-catenin-like protein 1. NCBI's taxonomy places the organism in Eukaryota, Metazoa, Arthropoda, Insecta, Diptera, Drosophilidae. The record is from RefSeq and is a predicted model, not a curated record. Gene Ontology annotation, cellular component: spliceosomal complex. The transcript has 4 exons. Bases 80 to 1843 code for a protein of 587 amino acids.